This is a messenger RNA of Megalops cyprinoides (Indo-Pacific tarpon), 4932 nucleotides long. RefSeq lists its product as uncharacterized. Gene Ontology annotation, cellular component: membrane; extracellular region. Gene Ontology annotation, molecular function: lipid binding. The transcript has 18 exons. The record is from RefSeq and is a predicted model, not a curated record. Gene Ontology annotation, biological process: lipoprotein metabolic process; lipid transport. NCBI's taxonomy places the organism in Eukaryota, Metazoa, Chordata, Actinopteri, Elopiformes, Megalopidae. Bases 201 to 3029 code for a protein of 942 amino acids.
ACACGCAGAGUGACUGUGCGCGGAGGGAGGGAAGACAAAGCGUGCAAAGACGGAGGAACGAAGGGAGGGACCAUCAGUGAUUUAGCGCAUCCAUCCCUGCCGGACCGGUCACAGGAUGAGAAAAACAAGUAGGGCAGGCAGCGAAUGACUGCACAGGAAUCACCAGAAAGCGAGCGCAGGCACAGACGGAAAAGAGCGCAAUGGAGAUAGAGCAAGAAGAGGGGGGCAUGGGGGACAGGUUUGUGAGAGGACGGAGUUACAGGAGACUGCAGGGGAUGCUGAGAAAGGCAAACCAGGCCUCCUUCCGAACAAAGAAGGUUAUGGGCACUGUGGCUGUGAGUGAUGACACGCCGGAAGAGGAGCACCCCCCUCACUUCAAUGAGACACACCAUGUCCUCAAGAUCCCGCCCCCUGUCCCUCCUAAACCCAAAAUUUUACAGACCCCUCCCCCUGUCCCUCCUAAACCUGACAUCUUCCAGAUUGCACCCCCUGUCCUUCCUAAACCUGACAUCUUCCAGACCCCACCCCCUGUUCUUCCUAAAACUGACAUCUUUCAGACCAUACCCUCUGACUUUAAAUCUGACCUCUUUCAGACCACACCCCCUAUCCUUCCUAAAACUGACCUCUUUCAGACCACACCCUCUGACCCCAAAUCUGACCUCUUUCAGACCACACCCUCUGACCCCAAAUCUGACCUCUUUCAGAUCAUGCCCUCUGACCCCAAAUCUGACCUCUUUCAGACCACACCCUCUGACCCCAAAUCUGACCUCUUUCAGAUCAUGCCCUCUGACUUUAAAUCUGACCUCUUUCAGACCACACCCUCUGACCCCAAAUCUGACCUCUUUCAGACCACGCCCACUGUCCUUCCUAAAUCUGACCUCUUUCAGACCACGCCCACUGUCUUUCCUGAAUCUGACCUCUUUCAGACCACGCCCACUGUCUUUCCUGAAUCUGACCUCUUUCAGACCACACCCACUGUCCCUCCUAAAUCUGACCUCUUUCAGACCACGCCCACUGUCCUUCCUGAACCUGACAUCUUUCAGAUCAUGCCCUCUGACUUUAAAUCUGACCUCUUUCAGACCACACCCACUGUCCCUCCUAAAUGUGACCUCUUUCAGACCACGCCCACUGUCCUUCCUAAAUCUGACGUCUUUCAGAUCAUGCCCUCUGACCCCAAAUCUGACCUCUUUCAGACCACACCCUCUGACCCCAAAUCUGACCUCUUUCAGAUCAUGCCCUCUGACUUUAAAUCUGACCUCUUUCAGACCACACCCUCUGACCCCAAAUCUGACCUCUUUCAGACCACACCCCCUGUCCUUCCUAAACAUGACAUUUUCCAGACCACACCCUCUGAUCCUGAAGAGGACAUCUUUCAGACCCUGCCAUCUGAUCCUAAAAAGGACAUCUUUCAGACCCUGCCCUCUGACAUGAAGCAGGACAUUGAACCCUGGACCGCUGAGGACUACCCUGUCUAUGAGAAUAUCCUCCUCAUCGGAGAGGAGAAGUGUGUGGAGGAUUGGCCAGAGAACAGUCCAGAGCUGGAUCCUGACUGGAAGCCGUCCGGCCGGCUGAGACUCCGGAGGGAGUCGCUGAGGGUGCAGUCGGAGAUGCAGAAUCACUGCAGAGAGGAGGAUGUGCAGCACGACGGGCGAGAGACGCACUGGAAGAGCAAGAGAGGAAGGAGAUUCAGCUUACAAUUCAUCCCAAGAAGAGAUUCGAAGGAGAGGAGUGGGGAUGAGUGUUCAGAGAAAGGGGCAGAUCUCUUCAGAGGCAGAGAGGGAGACGAUGAAGAGCAGGAUGGAGGGGAAGACUGCAGAUCGCAACAGAAGAGAGGCAAGAAAUUCAAAAUCUCAUUCUUAACACCCAGGGAUCCAAAGGAGAGGAGUGGGGAUGAGUGUUCAGAGAAAGGGGCAGAUCUCUUCAGAGGCAGAGAGGGAGACGAUGAAGAGCAGGAUGGAGGGGAAGACUGCAGAUCGCAACAGAAGAGAGGCAAGAAAUUCAAAAUCUCAUUCUUAACACCCAGGGAUCCAAAGGGCCAGGAGGAGCUGAUGGAAGACCCACCUGGAGCCACCUGCAAUAACUACCACCUGUCAGAGGCAGCAGAGGCAGAGUGGUUUUCCUCUCAGAGGGAUGAAUGGUUGAUGAAGGGUGCUGAGGCUGAGGAGACCACAGGGGUGGAGGAGGGGGACACUGACAGUCUAAUGGAGUGGUGGAACACAGUGGAACAGUGGGAUGAGCUGCCCUCAGAUGAUGAGAAGUUACCAGAGGAAGAGGAGGUCAAGGCAUUUACAGUCAUGGCUGAGAAGGUGCAGAAGGGGAUCUUUGUUUUUAACAAGCUGUUUGUGGAGCAGGCCGAGGGCCUGUGGCAGCACGUCAUCGACCUCAACGCCAUCGCUGAUGACAUAAACAACUUCCACAAGAAGGCCAAGAUCGCCAGCAUCACCGGUGGCACAACCACCGCGGUGGGAGGGGUCACUGCCAUCGCCGGGCUGGCCCUCGCCCCUGUCACCAUGGGGGCGUCUCUGAUCAUCACGGCUGUGGGGAUAGGCGUGGCCACCGCAGGCGGCCUCACCUCUGCCUCCGCCACCAUCUCCGACACCGUCAACAACUCCCACGACCGCAAGAAGGUGGAGAAGAUCCUGGAGGACUACCAGGCCAAGAUGGCGGACGUCAGCAAGUGUCUGCGCUUCAUACGGCAGGGCAUGGAGAAGCUUCAGGAGUACAACCUGCUGAAGCUGAGCCCAGCACACUGCCAGGACCGGCUCAUCAGCAGGGCGGUACAGAUGGGCAGCGAGGCAGGCGGCACCGUGGAUCGGGCCCUGCAUAUCGCGGGCCAGGCCGGCUCCGUGCUGGCGGGUCUCUGCCACCGCAUGGACAGCUACUUCGUGGGCAAAGACCUGCGCGAGCUGAAGAAGGGCUGCAAGACGGAGUUCGCUGCCAAGAUCCGCGAGGUAGCAGAGCAGCUGCACGAGGGGCUGGUGGAGCUCAACAGCAUCCGAGAGGAGCUGCAGGAAGCCGUCUACAUCUGAGCUCACUUUCCCACAGUCCCACCUGGUCUCAUCUGGACUCACUUUCCCACAGUCCCACCUGGUCUCAUCUGGACUCACUUUCCCACAGUCCCACCUGGUCUCAUCUGGACUCACUUUCCUACAGUCCCACCUGGUCUCAUCUGGACUCACUUUCCCACAGUCCCGCCUGGUCUCAUCUGGACUCACUUAACCACAAUCCCGCCUAGUCUCAUCUGGACUCACUUUCCCACAGUCCCACCUGGUCUCAUCUGGACUCACUUUCCCACAGUCCCACCUGGUCUCAUCUGAACUCACUUUCCCACAAUUCCACCUAGUCUCAUCUGGACUCACUUUCCCACAGUCCUGCCUGGUCUCAUCUGAACUCACUUUCCCACAAUUCCACCUAGUCUCAUCUGAACUCACUUUCCCACAGUCCCACCUGGUCUCAUCUGGACUCACUUUCCCACAAUCCCACCUGGUCUCAUCUGAACUCACUUUAUCACAAUCCCACCUGGUCUCAUCUGAACUCACUUUCCCACAAUCCCACCUGGUCUCAUCUGGGCUCACUUUCCCACAAUCCCACCUGGUCUCAUCUGAACUCACUUUAUCACAAUCCCACCUGGUCUCAUCUGAACUCACUUUCCCACAAUCUCACCUGGUUUCAUCUGAACUCACUUUUCCACAAUCUUAGCUACAUUGCCAAUUGUCUGGUUAGCUUGGACUUGCAAUUUUUUGUUUUAUUAGUGAGCAAGCUAUUAGUGAAGACACACAAAUAUUUAAAUGUAGCACAGGUCUCUCAUGUGCAUAUGCACUAGGGAAUGGUAUUCAUGAAAGCACUACUUCCCCACUCUUUAAUGUGCUAACAUCAGAAUGCACACUCUAUCACAAGUGCUCACACUACAGCACACAGGUACACCUGUGGUCAUGUCUGAGAAUGCAUACUGAGCAUCAGAGAAGGCUGGAGCAUGUAAAGUAUCUUCCUCCCAGUGUGCUGACAUGGAGUUGUAAACAAACUGCCCACAGUGUCUUUAUCUGAUGGUCUGACUCAUUUUAGGAGCAUCUUCCUGGCAUAAUAAAAAGUCUACAGACAACACAAAGGGCUUCCUGGUGUCCUGGUUUUAGCGGAUCUCUGAUGCUCUCUGUGGCAGUGUUAGGAAUUGCAGUGGGGAAUAUUUCAGGAAGUCUGUUUAAACUAAAACUGCUUUCAGAAAUAUGGUCCUCAGAGCGGGAGUGUUUCACUGAAGGUGUCACUCAGACUUUCAGACUGUAAGAACCUGUACAGCAUUUAUUAUUUUUUAAGGGUUAGUCUGGAAUUCAGAUUAUAAAAAACUUACAUUUAGUCCUCAAAACAAUUAAUUUUAUAUACUAUCUUCCUGGACAACUAACUUGAAUGGGUUCAGGUUUAGUAUGCUAGUAUGUUCAGUAUGUUCAUGUUUAGCUGUGGGUUAUACCAGCAGUCUUCUUAUUGCAAUCACUAUGAUUGCUAACGCUAACAUGGGUGUUUACAAUUCCAACGGUGGCCGAUGACGCUGUGAUUGUGGUGUAAACGGCCACUGACCGUCACCUUAUGUGUUGUGAACGGUUGCCUGUGGGUGCUCAGUACUGUCCGCAGGGGGCGCUGUGCUUCCUGCUGCCCGGUUUCAGAUCAAUCUUCACUCUAGGAGGGAUGGGAAGAGAAGCAUAGAGGUGCGUUCAAAAUGCUUUUCCGCUGUCUGCCUUUGUUUACGCAAAUCAGUGCGCAUGAAUAAUUGCCUAUGUAUGUGCAUUAAAGAGCAGGAAGAAGCCCCCUCCUAUGGAUUAAACAGAGAUUACGGAUAUUCAUGUUUUGUUUUUCUGUUAUACGCUUGCUGUGGGAAUUUACCGAGUCGAGUAAGAUGCCGUUGUUAUUGAGAUAUUGCAGGUUAUACUGUCACAGAUAAAAAUU